AUGCUACAAAACAAUCGACGCAUUUGCCAUAGCAGUUUACAAUUUGAGGCCUCUGCUAAUGUCCUGUUAUUGUUUCCUUAUUCUAAUAUAAUAAUUUUUGGAAUUGUUUUAGGUUUGUUAUCUGCUGUGUUGGAAGUUUAUUUCAAAGGCAAAGUAUCAGAUAUCAAAAUAAUACCAAUUAGUAUUAGUUACAGCCGCAUCCUUGAAGAAAAGCUUUAUGCUUAUGAAUUACUUGGUGUCCCCAAACCUAAAGAGUCAACUUAUGGUCUCUUCAAAGCAAGAGGUGUUUUAUUUGAAGAUUAUGGCAAUAUUCAUGUUCAUAUAGGUGAAGCUAUUUCAGUCAGUAGUUUCAGUGAAAAUGUAAUUAACAGAGAAAUUCACAACUUACUGCCACGAUACAUAAGCUCUGUCUCAUUGGGAGAACAGAAGCUCAUUAUGCGACUUUCCUACCAGAUACUUCUAUGCCAACAAAAAUACUUUGUUGUCAGCCCAUGGUCCAUGAUUGCUGCUGUUCUCAUGCAAAAUAAAGAAGGUAUAUCUUUCAAGCAACUUGUGAAACAAGUGGAAUGGCUGAAAAGACAGGCAUCUAAUUUAGGUGCUUACAUUGAUUGGCCAGGGCAUGAACCUGCUGAAAGUGUAACUGCUAGACAACAU
Messenger RNA from Octopus sinensis (East Asian common octopus), 654 nucleotides. Its product is annotated as dihydroxyacetone phosphate acyltransferase-like. Gene Ontology annotation, biological process: ether lipid biosynthetic process. The record is from RefSeq and is a predicted model, not a curated record. Gene Ontology annotation, molecular function: glycerone-phosphate O-acyltransferase activity. The annotation marks the transcript as partial. The transcript has 7 exons. Lineage: Eukaryota; Metazoa; Mollusca; Cephalopoda; Octopoda; Octopodidae. Gene Ontology annotation, cellular component: peroxisomal membrane; mitochondrial membrane.